Messenger RNA from Grammomys surdaster, 3295 nucleotides. It is a transcript of the gene Agbl5, whose product is annotated as ATP/GTP binding protein like 5. Lineage: Eukaryota; Metazoa; Chordata; Mammalia; Rodentia; Muridae. Gene Ontology annotation, biological process: proteolysis; protein deglutamylation. Gene Ontology annotation, molecular function: zinc ion binding; metallocarboxypeptidase activity. The transcript has 16 exons. The coding region runs from base 218 to 2671 and encodes 817 amino acids. The record is from RefSeq and is a predicted model, not a curated record.
AGCUGCAGCUGCGGCCAAUAGGCAGGAGACUUCUUGUUUCCUGGUAGAGUGGGGUCCCGGCACCGCGGCUCUCUGGUUUUGUGUGGGUCCCGGGUGGAGGGCCCGGGUGCCGGGGCCCGAGGUGCCGCCUCACUAGCGGGAGAGGGAGCGGGAGCAGCGGCCCGGAGAGAGCUCUCAGGGCCUGUGUGGGGCAAGAGGAUGCUUUCCCAGCCCCGCCAUGGAGCUGCGCUGUGGGGGAUUGCUGUUCAGUUCUCGCUUUGAUUCAGGGAACCUAGCCCAUGUGGAAAAGGUGGAGACUGUGCCUAGUGAUGGGGAAAGCGUAGGAGGGGUGGCAACAGCCCCCACUAGUGGUUCUGCUUCUUCCCCUGACUACGAGUUCAACGUGUGGACCCGGCCAGACUGUGCUGAAACAGAAUAUGAGAACGGGAACAGGUCAUGGUUCUACUUCAGUGUCCGGGGAGGGACUCCAGGAAAGCUUAUCAAGAUCAACAUUAUGAACAUGAACAAGCAAAGCAAACUAUAUUCUCAGGGCAUGGCCCCCUUUGUGCGCACACUGCCUUCCCGGCCACGCUGGGAACGCAUUAGAGACCGGCCCACUUUUGAGAUGACAGAGACACAGUUUGUGCUCUCCUUUGUUCACCGUUUCGUAGAGGGCCGGGGAGCCACCACCUUCUUCGCCUUCUGCUACCCCUUCUCCUACAGUGACUGCCAGGAUUUGCUAAGCCAGCUAGACCAGCGCUUUCCAGAGAAUUACUCUACCCAUAGCAGUCCUCUGGAUAGCAUUUAUUACCACCGAGAGCUUCUCUGCUAUUCUCUGGAUGGACUUCGGGUAGAUCUACUAACAGUCACUUCCUGCCACGGGCUUCGAGAUGAUCGGGAGCCCCGUCUAGAGCAGCUAUUUCCUGAUCUCAGCACUCCCCGUCCAUUCCGUUUCACAGGCAAAAGGAUAUUCUUCUUAAGCAGUAGGGUACACCCUGGAGAGACUCCGUCUAGCUUUGUCUUCAAUGGCUUUCUGGACUUCAUCCUUCGACCUGAUGAUCCCCGGGCACAAACUCUUCGUCGACUCUUUGUUUUUAAGUUGAUUCCCAUGUUAAACCCUGAUGGUGUGGUCCGGGGCCACUACCGCACGGACUCCCGUGGAGUGAAUCUGAACCGUCAGUACUUGAAGCCUGAUGCCGUCCUGCACCCAGCCAUCUAUGGCGCCAAAGCUGUGUUGCUUUACCAUCAUGUGCACUCACGUCUCAACUCCAAAAAUUCCUCAAACCAGCAGCCCACUCUUCAUCUUCCUCCUGAAGCUCCUCUUUCUGACCUCGAGAAAGCCAAUAAUCUCCACAAUGAAGCUCACCUUGGGCAGUCACCUGAGGGGGAAAACCCUGAGACUUGGACUGAGACAGAGCCAGCAGAAGAGAAGACUGACCCAGUGUGGAUUAUGCCACAACCAGUUCCUGAACUUGAGGAACCAGCCCCUGACACCAUCCCCCCAAAAGAGAGUGGUGUUGCUUACUAUGUAGAUUUGCAUGGACAUGCUUCUAAAAGGGGCUGCUUCAUGUAUGGAAACAGCUUUAGCGAUGAGAGCACCCAGGUGGAAAACAUGCUGUAUCCAAAGCUCAUCUCCUUGAAUUCAGCCCACUUUGACUUCCAGGGAUGCAAUUUCUCAGAGAAGAACAUGUAUGCCCGAGACCGUAGAGAUGGCCAGUCCAAAGAGGGAAGCGGCCGUGUCGCAAUCUACAAAGCCUCAGGGAUAAUCCACAGCUACACACUUGAAUGCAACUACAACACUGGACGCUCAGUCAACAGCAUCCCUGCCGCCUGCCAUGACAACGGGCGUGCUAGCCCCCCUCCCCCUCCGGCUUUUCCCUCCAGAUACACUGUGGAACUAUUUGAGCAGGUGGGACGAGCUAUGGCCAUCGCAGCUCUGGAUAUGGCGGAAUGUAAUCCAUGGCCCCGAAUUGUGCUGUCAGAGCACAGCAGCCUCACGAACCUGCGAGCCUGGAUGCUGAAGCAUGUGCGCAACAGCAGAGGUCUGACCAGUGCUGUCAAUGUGGGUGCAAGCAAGAAGCGAGGCUCUCGGACCCCUCCCAAAAGUAACAAUGGAUUGCCUGCUUCCUGCUCUGAAAAUGCCUUGAGCCGGGCUCGAAGUUUUAGCACUGGCACCAGUACUGGUGGUAGUGGCAGCAGCCAACAAAAUUCUCCACAGAUGAAGAACUCUCCCAGCUUUCCUUUUCAUGGCAGUCGGCCUGCGGGGCUGCCAGGCCUGAGCUCUAGCACCCAAAAGGUCAGCCAUCGGGUGCUGGGCCCUGUCAGAGAGCCCCGAUGCCCAGACAGAAGGCGGCGGCAGCAGCCACUGAACCAUCGCCCUACCACAAGCAGCCUGGCCCCAUCCCCAACUCUGGCUAGUUCUGGCCCAACCUCCUCACGAAACAUGGGCUCCUGCCUCCUGCCCAAUUCACUCAGCUUAUCAGGGAGCAGCUGCCCAUUCUCGUCUUCAGGGGACAAGCCAGAGGCUGUCAUGGUGAUUGGGAAAAGUCUCCUAGGGGCUGGUGCUCGGAUCCCCUGCAUUAGAACUCGUUUGCAGACCUGCCAGAGGAGAGUUUCCGCCAGGAGGGGUCCCGGAUUCCCCAGGCUAGGCCCAGGUUGGGCCGGAGCUCACCGCCGACUCGCAGAGGGAUGAGAGGCUCAAGCCCCACAUCCCCCAGCCCCCAGACCAGAGAGAUCAGUGAGCUGGAGCCGGGACCCCACUCUGCUACACCAGGGCUGCCUCAGGCCGGCCCCCCACGGCCCCGCUCUGCCCCCGCCUUUUCUCCUAUCUCCUGUACUCUAUCUGACUCCCCAUCCCGGAUUUGUUACAGCAGGGGGCUCUUGAACCAAUGUGAGGUUUGUUGUGUCCCUAAAUCUCCACCACUCACUAUCUCUCCCAGGGUCUGAUAAUGCCUUUACCUCCGUGUCCAGGAUAGAGCCCUAAGUGAGGGAACACAGUGAAAUGAUACCUUAGUCCCGUCUUCCAGCUGCUGGUACCAUGUGACAACCAUAGCUCCUUGGAAUGUCGGCCACACUGUCCGAGGCCUUGCAGAACAUCACCUUGAGACAGAACAAAACAGGGACCUGCCAACCCCUUCCCUCCCUCCACAGCACAAGAUUUUGGGACCACAAAAAAUAUAUAUAUAUCUAUAUUUUUGUAUUGGGGGGAGGGAGUAGAAAAGAAAGCAGCCCCUAUUGGGCCCUAUUCAGUGGCAGCUUCUUGCUCCAUAGGGUUAAGGAAGACUUUGAGGAAAUAAAAGUUGUUUGGAAAAAUCCA